Acanthochromis polyacanthus (spiny chromis) is the source of this 575-nucleotide messenger RNA. RefSeq names its product guanine nucleotide-binding protein G(I)/G(S)/G(O) subunit gamma-5. The transcript has 3 exons. The record is from RefSeq and is a predicted model, not a curated record. Gene Ontology annotation, cellular component: heterotrimeric G-protein complex. Lineage: Eukaryota; Metazoa; Chordata; Actinopteri; Pomacentridae. Gene Ontology annotation, molecular function: G-protein beta-subunit binding. Gene Ontology annotation, biological process: G protein-coupled receptor signaling pathway. Bases 70 to 276 code for a protein of 68 amino acids.
CUAGCAGCAACAGCGAACUCUUUAUUAAAGUUUUUAAUUCGUCUUUAAUCUUCGACUUUAACCUCAAUAAUGUCGGGAUCGUCCAACAUCGUGGCGAUGAAGAAAAUCGUCCAGCAGCUGCGCCUUGAGGCCGGACUAAACCGAGUGAAGGUGUCUCAGGCCGCCGCCGACCUGCAGCAGUUCUGCCUCCAGAACGCCCAGCAGGACCCUCUGCUCACCGGCAUGUCGUCCAGCAACAACCCGUUCCGACCGCAGAAAGUCUGCUCCUUCCUAUAGCAUCACGGCCGUCCGGGCCUCCCGCUCCGUUUUGGACUUGGUGGUGCUUCAUGGAUCUGGGCUGCAGUGUCGUGGACUGGAAUCGUCUCAGGAGUGUUUUAGGGAAUUUGGGCCAAACAGACUAACUUAAGAGUAUUCCUUUGUUUUUUUUUUUUUUACUCUUGCCUUUGUAAACUCUCCUACACACAUUUCAAAGUGCUGCCACAGCACCGUGAGUGUCUUAACCUCUGCUAACCCAUAUCAACACACACGUGCCUUUUAAAACGAUGACAACAAAUAAAAGACAUUUCCACAUUUUA